Messenger RNA from Oncorhynchus masou masou (cherry salmon), 1595 nucleotides. Its product is annotated as von Hippel-Lindau disease tumor suppressor-like. The coding region runs from base 15 to 512 and encodes 165 amino acids. The record is from RefSeq and is a predicted model, not a curated record. Lineage: Eukaryota; Metazoa; Chordata; Actinopteri; Salmoniformes; Salmonidae. The transcript has 3 exons.
GUGUCACUGUCGUCAUGGAGGAGCAGGAAGUAGUGAGCGGGGAAAAUAAAGCUCUCCGGUCUCUAAACGCUGAAGUCAAAACCCACGUUAAUUUUAUUAAUCAGUCGAAACAAAGCGCCCGAGCAUGGUGGUUGGAUUAUUCCGGACAUCCAGUUUCUUAUGGCGAUAUACGAACGAACGGGUUAUUACGAAUGAAUACUUUUCUGACGCAUCCGUGGGUUUUCAGAGCCUCUCGAAAUGGGGAGAAACUUUUAGCUAAUCAGCUAGAUGUUUAUAUGCCAACAGCUGCCACCGAAUAUGAAGAGAAUGGUGACCCCAAGUUUCUGAAUGUUGUCAUAGCUACCCCAGUGUACUCUCUGCAGGAGUGUUGUCUGAUGCUAAUCCGUAAUCUGGUAGAAGAGGAGGACUACGGCAGACUGGACAUCCCCGAGUCACUGAAGACAGACCUCAGACAACAGCCUGACUUACUGAAGGAGCUGGGACUCAUCAACCGUCUCAGAAUGUUGACCUAGGAUCAGUUGUAUCAUUUAGAUCACAAUGAAUCAGAUUACAUGGACAGGAGGGGAUGACCUGAUCCUAGAUCAGCUCUCAUACUCUGAGAAGCUUUAUGCAUAACAGGCUACUGAAUAAUGGACUUUCUGUUGACCAAAUGUUGGGGAUCAUGGCUAGGACAGCAAUGUUCAAGUCUUGCCAUGGAUUCUUAAGCAGAUUUAAGUCAAAACUGUACCUUGGCCACUCAGGAACGUUCACCAUCUCCUUGGUAAGCCACUCCUGUCUAGAUUUGGCUUUGUGUUGAAGGUUAUUGUCCUGCUAAAAGUUGAAUUCCUCUCUCAGUCUCUGGUGUAAAGCAGACUGAAGCAGGUUUUUUUCCCUCUAGGGUUUUGCCUGUGCUGAGCUCCAUCCCGGUUCAUUUUAUCCUGAAAAACUCCACAGUAUUUUCCAAUGGCAAGCAUACCCAUACCAUGAUGCAGACACCACCAGGCUUAAAGACAAGGAAGCAGUUGUUAACCUCUAUUAUUUCACACAGUGAGUCCAUGUCACUUAUGUGUUUUGUUAAACCACAUUUGACUCCUGCACUAAUAUUAUGUUUGCCUAAACAAAGUGGCUGAAUACUUAUGCAACAAUUAUAUUUUAGUUAUUUAUCAGUUAUUUUUCUUCCACUUUGACAUUGCAGAGUAUUUUGUGUAAAUUAAUGAUUAAAAAAAAAAGGACAAAUCCAUUUUAAUUCCAAUUUGUAAAACAAUAAAAUGCAAAAUAAUCCAAAGGGGUCUGAAUAAUUUUGAAAAACACUGUUGGUGCGUUCACCUGGUCUAGUGGUAUAACUGGUUCUAUACAGGUGAGUGUUCACCUGGUCUAGUGGUAUAACUGGUUCUGUACAGGUGAGUGUUCACCUGGUCUAAUGGUAUAACUGGUUCUAUACAGGUGAGUGUUCACCUGGUCUAGUGGUCUAACUGGUUCUAUACAGGUGAGUGUUCACCUGGUCUAGUGGUCUAACUGGUUCUAUACAGGUCAGUGUUCACCUGGUCUAGUGGUAUAACUGGUUCUAUACAGGUGAGUGUUCACCUGGUCUAGUGGUAUAACUGGUUCAAUACAGG